This is a messenger RNA of Corylus avellana, 1388 nucleotides long. It is a transcript of the gene HGPT, whose product is annotated as Hypoxanthine-guanine phosphoribosyltransferase. The record is from RefSeq and is a predicted model, not a curated record. Gene Ontology annotation, biological process: purine ribonucleoside salvage; guanine salvage; GMP salvage. Gene Ontology annotation, molecular function: magnesium ion binding; hypoxanthine phosphoribosyltransferase activity. NCBI's taxonomy places the organism in Eukaryota, Viridiplantae, Streptophyta, Magnoliopsida, Fagales, Betulaceae. Gene Ontology annotation, cellular component: cytosol.
UCUCUAUCGCUCUCUUCUCUCUCUUUUGGCCGACUUCCCAAAAAAAAUGAGGCCUUCCAUGUUCAGAUCCGUGAAGUCCGCCGUAGCGAGAAGCUCCUCGGCCCACGUCGCUCGACGUGGCUGCUCCUCCGAAUCCGUCCCGGAGCGCAUGGUCGCCGUUCUCGGCGCCGCCGGGGGUAUCUGGCAGCCACUGGCUUUGCUGAUGAAGCUCAACCUUCUGGUCUCCAGGCUCGCCCUUUACGAUAUCGCUGGGACCCCCGGUGUCGCCGACGAUGUCAGCCAUAUCAACACCAGUAGCAUUGCUGGGUUUGGGAAUUGGGGGUUGAAGGAAGGUAAGUUUUUUUUUUUUUUUCCUGAGUAGAACAAAGUUGAGUUUUUUUUCUAGGAGGUUCAAAGAUGAGUUGGUAAAUCAAAUGAGUGUUUGGGUAUUGGAGGUUGAAGGAAGGUGAAGCAUUUUUGGAAGGAGGAGACAGAUAAGCGUGAGAGGGAGAGACGCGUGGGAGGAGAGAGAAAAGUUUUUGUGAAUAAAUAUUGGGUGAAUAAAUUCUCAACAGUUUUUUUGAGAUUUUUAUAGGGAAGGAAAUGGGUUUUAGGGUUUCUUAAACCCACUUAAAAACAAUUAAACAGAAAACUCAAAACAGAAUAUAUCCGAUGGCCUUGCACUCGCACAUAGAGCGAGUCCUAUGGGGCCAGGACCAAAUCGCCCGCCGAGUCGCCGAGAUCGCCUCCGAAAUCACGGCCGAUUUUAGCGCCGGGGAUUCGGCUCAUCUUCCGCGGCCGCCACCUGUCCUGGUGGGCGUGGCCACCGGGGCCUUCCUCUUCUUGGCCGACCUGGUCAGGACCAUUGACCUUCCCAUCUCCGUCGAUUUCGUUCGCGCCCAAUCCUACGGCUCCGGCACCCUCUCCAGUGGGGCCCCCGUACUCUCCCUCGACCUCAAAGUCGAUGUCAAGGGCAAGCACGUCAUUCUGGUUGAGGACAUUGUUGAUACGGGAAGCACACUGUCGUGCCUGAUUUCGCAUUUGGAAUCAAAAGGAGCAUCCUCUGUGUCGGUCUGUGCCUUCCUCGACAAGCCAGCUAGAAGGAAGGUUCACUUUCAGCUAGUGGGCGAAGGAAAAUUUUACCGCGGGUUUGAGUGUCCAGAUUAUUUUGUAGUGGGUUAUGGAAUGGACUUUGCAGAAAUAUACAGGAACUUGCCCUAUAUUGGUGUAUUGAAACCUGAAUAUUACGAGUGAUUUUAUAGCGGUAGCAUAUAAAGUAUGCAACUUUUUAUACUUUAGUGUAUCUGCAUUCUAUGAUUUAUCUUACUCCACCAGAUGGAGGUGUAAUAAUCUCUCCUUUGUGAGAUGAUAUUCAAAUACGAUUGGAGUUAUUUUGAGGAUAUUUUUCC